AUGUCUAAACAAUCGAGAUAUGGUAGUCAAGACCGACUAAGUUCUGACACGAACCAAGAAUCAUCGAUCUCAACAAUGAACAAGAAAAAGCUAUCACACUUCUCCGAAUCAUCAAUCGAUAAUAGUGAUACUGUUGAAGCAGAAACUAACCAAACUACCAGCCUAAUAAGUAAUAGAUGUGCUGACUAUGCGAAUACCGAAGAAAAUAUAGUAGAAGGUGAAGGAGAUGUUGAAGAGGAAGAAGCUAGCUCGGCAUCCGUAUGGGUAGAAACCAAUUGGAACAAGAAACCGACUUGUCUUCUACUAUGUUUCUUGAUGUUUCUUAUAUGUCUUUCAGAUAUGCUAUAUUUAACACCUUCGAUUACAUUAACUAUGGCAAAGGUUUGUGAAAAUAUCAAGACUGAAAAUGAGCAGACAGGAAAAUAUGAAUGCGAUCAUACUGAGGUCCAAACAAUAGUUUCAGAUAUCCAAUCUGCUACAUUGAUUAUAUCUGGACUGGUCACCACACUAGUAUCACUCAAGUGGGGGAAUGUCUCUGAUAGAAUUGGAAGAGCUAAAGUUUUGGGAUUCAUGGGACUAAUCAAGACUAUCAGUAACUUACUUCGUACGGUGGCAAUUUUACCUCAAGUUGAAUAUAGUAAAUGGUUUAUUAUAAUUACUGGUUCCCUUCAAUCCUUUGCAGGUGGUACUUUUGCAUUCAUGGCAGUUGCUAACUGUUAUGUGUCAGAUAUAACAAGAUCAGAAGAUAGAACUGUCAGUUUAAGUAUGGUUAUGGGCACCAUGCAUGCUACGAUGGGCAUUGGACCAACUUUAGGCUCUAUCCUUAUAUAUCUAACGGGUGGCAAUGAAUUGUUGCCUCUUUAUAUUUCAAUUGUGUUGGUGUUCCUGUUUUCAGUAUUGUCGUCAACUGUAUUACCAGAGACAAGGAAGGGUGAAGAUAUGACCAACUCUCGUAAAAAGCAUCAAAAGGAAAAAGAAGAGAGGGCACAAUCAAAAGCAACUAUAUAUUCAGAAACAUCAUACGGUUUAGAAAGAUUUAGAAGGCUAUUCAAGUAUUAUUUAUUUGGAUUCUUCAGCAUAUAUGCACCAAUGAAGAGAUUAUGGUUAAAACCAACAAGAUCGGGUUCCUUGAUACCAAGAUAUACAGUUCUUAUGGUGCUAGCAAUAGACAUACUAUUAAUGUCUUCUACUGUGGCCCUCGGUCCUAGUAUGAUACUAUUUAAUACUUUUAUGUACAAAUGGACAUCCGUUGAGUUGGGUUAUUUCGUUUCCUUUGCAGGUUUGAGCCGUGCUGUUAUCUUAUCAGGAAUAUCACCCAAAUUUAUUGAUUUCUUAAAGAAAAGAUACAAGACACAUUCCAAGGCUAUUGAUAAAGUGGAUAUUGUCACUAUGCGAGUAGCAAUGAUUUUUGUUGUUGCAGGAUUAUCCAUUAUUGUGUCCAAAAAUGAUCGAUACAUUUAUAUGAUAUUAUGUAUCUCGUUAUCUUCAUUUGGUGCCAUAUGUUCACCAACAGUACAAUCAAGUGUCAUCAAGUAUUGUUCUGAUGGUGAUACAGGAGCAUAUUUUGGAGGUAUGGCUCUUCUCCGUUCAUUUGUAAUGCUUGUUAUGCCUGCUUUACAUUUAAAGAUUUAUGGUUCGUCAGUUGGUUACAAACCCGAUCUAGUCUUUUAUGUGCCAUUAGUAAGUGCAAUCAUAGGAUCCUUUUUAACUUUGUUGCUAAGAUAUCAUGAUGAACGUUCUCUUUCGAAUGCAUCAGCCAGUGAAGAAGAAGAGGGUAGUGAAGACGAAGAAGUAGAGCAACAUGAUGUUUGA
Molecule: messenger RNA, 1812 nt
Organism: Naumovozyma dairenensis CBS 421
Lineage: Eukaryota; Fungi; Ascomycota; Saccharomycetes; Saccharomycetales; Saccharomycetaceae
Exons: 1
Coding region: 1-1812 (603 amino acids)
Biological process (GO): transmembrane transport
Cellular component (GO): membrane
Molecular function (GO): transmembrane transporter activity
Source: RefSeq, a predicted model, not a curated record